UCCCCGCACUCUAAAGUGGAAAAGAGACAGCUAGUGGUUGCCCAGGAGGGGAGGCGGGGGCAUCCCCGGAAAUAAUCUCUACCCUCAUUCACCGGGAAUUGGCGAGGUAUCCUCUGCGGUGGAGAGGUGUCUUAUAAGUGUUGAACUGUACUGUUUUGCCAUCUGAAAAACAUAUGAGUUACCUCUGAUGUGGUUGGGCUCUCUCCCUUUAUGCCUAUAGAAAUUGGAUAUUGCCAUUUCUCUUUAGUUUGGGAAGGAAUUUCAUAUCCUCCCUUUUCUCUUCAUGAGGAGAUGCAGCCUGAGAGCGAUUGAUUCCAUAUUCCAGGCAGUUCAAAUUCUGAACCAUUAGCUGAGCUUAAUCCCAGACCUGGAAUGGCCAAAUAUCAGGGUGAAGUUCAAAGUUUGAAACUGGAUGAUGAUUCCGUCAUAGAAGGAAAAUGCACAUCAAAACAUUCACCCAGAAAACCAAGAACUAGUAAGGGUGCUUCGGGAACAACUUCAAACAGAACAGGAUGCACCUGCUGCUGUUCGGCAGCAGUACUAUACUGAUAUGUACUGUCCAAUCUGUUUACAUCAAGCCUCCUUCCCUGUGGAAACAAACUGUGGACAUCUCUUUUGCGGUACCUGCAUUAUUGCAUACUGGAGAUACGGAUCAUGGCUUGGGGCAAUCAGUUGUCCAAUCUGUAGACAAACGGUAACUUUAUUGCUACCAGUAUUUGGUGAAAACGACCAGUCUCAGGAUGUUGUACCAUUGUAUCAAGAUAUUAAUGAUUAUAACCGGAGAUUCUCAGGGCAGCCCAGAUCUAUUAUGGAAAGAAUUAUGGAUCUACCCACUUUACUGAGACAUGCAUUCAGGGAAAUGUUUUCAGUCGGGGGCCUUUUCUGGAUGUUCCGUAUCAGGAUAAUACUUUGUUUAAUGGGAGCUUUUUUCUAUCUUAUAUCACCUCUGGAUUUUGUACCUGAAGCCUUGUUUGGAAUUCUAGGCUUUUUAGAUGAUUUCUUUGUCAUCUUUUUGUUGCUUAUCUACAUCUCUAUUAUGUAUCGAGAAGUGAUAACACAGAGACUAAACAGGUGAAAAAAAAAGACUUUACUAAAAUAUGAAUUAAUGUGUGAAAUCAAAAAGGACCAUGGUAGUAUAAAGCAUUUGAAAAUUAUCUUACAAACUUAAAACCACUGUAUAACAAACAUUUGAUUAUCAUUUGGCAAAUACCUAGCAAUAUAUAACUGGAAUUUUUACACAUUGCAGGUUCUAAUAUUAAGGUUACAAUUAUAAUAAUUAUAACUGUAUCUUGAUUGUGUUGUCUAUAAAGUCUCUGAAAAAAUACAUGGAAUUAUAUAAAAAGGGAUGCUUUUAAAUAUCUUUUUCUUUUCCCCAAAAUCACUCAGAUUAAUUGGAUGUAUAGUAAGAUAUUGUUAAAUGUAUACUUUAUCCAAUUUUUCCUUCUCAGUGAGUACCUAUAUGAUAAUAUAUUAUAAUGAGAUGCAUCUAAAUAUUUUUGUUACAAUAAAGUAUUGCACAAUAUUGGGGAAAACUUCUUGUUUCUUAAAAAAAAAAAAGUUAUUGUUUCUUUUAGUACUAGCUAAGUUUUGUGCAUUUGGAGCAAUUCUGCUUUUCCAUUCUGAUAUGUCUUAGCUGUUACCUGAAAGUGAACGAAGAAACUUGACCUUUAUAAUCUGAUUUCACAUUCUGGUUUAUAGAAUACUAGAAGAAUUAACAAAAUGUAAGGCAUUUAUCUCCAGUCAGCACACUUAUGUUCUCAGUUAUGGCAUUUAAACAAGUGUUUGGUCCUUUUAUAGGAACCUGUAUAAGGAAUGUUUUUUUCAGAAACCUGGGUGAUACUGCAAACACGCAGUAGUUUGAUGCAAUCUGAGGAAAGUGGUUCUUCAUAGCUUGAGCAUCAAAGACCUUAGGAGGGUACUAGGAACACUUUAAAUUUGACAAAAUUACUGGUGAGCUAGAGUAACAGAAUGUAUGAAUUUGGUUAUUUUCUCUUGACAGAAAACGUGUAGUACUGUCCCUAGAUGGCAGCAGAUAGCCCAGAUUUAUCAGGUUUUAUGCAGAAAUGAGCAAAAGUCAGAGUUGAUUCAAUAGGAAAGUUAUCUUGGUUUAUUUAAUGGCUACAGCAGUUUUCUGUUUGAGAAGAACCCAAACCACAAGUAUUAUGAAAUCCUAACUCCCUCAGCAGGCGCUGCUCAUUAGCAAAUUGGACAGCAGUGCAUCAACACCCAGGGGCAUUAGCUCUGUCACCUGCAGUCAUGGAUAGUCAUGUCCAUUAAUAUAUUAGUGAGCCUCACUAUGUAUAUAGAUAGGCAGAAAAAGAACAAAUCUGUCACAGUCUCUCAAGUUAAUCAAAUUAGCCAUAAACUAAUAAGAUGCUGAAUAAAAUAUCAAUAACAGUGUUUUCUAAUUUGGGCCUAGGACAAAGCUGUUGCUUAGAGAUAAAUAAUAAUGCUUAAAUAUAGCACAUUAUAAUUAAAGCAACUCUUACAUACUUUUCAUUUUAUCCUUAAGACAGUAUGUGAAUAAGGCAGGGCAUUGUCUUUUCAUAGGUGACAUCCCUGUGUGACAAAUGACAGGGUUUUUUUGUCUGAAGUCAUGCACAGAUAAGUGAUUGAACUGGUAUUAGACUCAGUAGGACUCUUGCAUGGGUUCACAUAAAUGUGAAGGUUAUUACCAAGGGGUGAAGGUGGAGAGAAACUGGGGUCCUUAGAGUUUGUUGGAACACAAUGGAGUAGGAUAGCUUAGGUGCUGCUAAAAGGAAAAUUAUAGAAAGAUGACAUAUCAAGACUUUAUGAAUAAUUCUGUACUUCCAAAUAAAAAGUCUAAUUGGGUGACAUACUUCACACAAAAAAAUUCAGCUGCACUUACCAACUUGAAAAGUAUUAAUGAUAGGAGUUUGUUACACCAGAAUAGAAAUGCAUUUCCUACCAAGUACAAAUUGGGUGUGGGCUAUAUCCCAAUGUCAUUUUUGAAAGGAUUUCAUUUUCUGUGCAUACGUUCUGCUUCAAGUGUCACAUUUCUAGUUAUAAUAAUUUCAUUGUAAUAGUUGGAAUUCCUUAUAAGACUUUCCUGGUGUAUUGUACCAACUUUUCCAACAUACAAAAACACUCUAUGAUCUGAAGUCUUAUUAAAUUGAAAAGGGAACAUGUGGAUAUCUCAGAAUUUUAGACUGCUUAUUAUGUCAUCUGCAUUGAUCUCUAAUAAUAAAUGUAGAUGGUAUCUGAGAAAAUAUUUAAAGCAAGUCGAGUCAAUCAGUGUUUUAAACAUAGUAAUACUUCUGUAAUUCAGAGUGAGAUCAUAUAAGUAAAGCAACAAUUUUGGACUUCUGUAAACAAUAAUAUUGUAACUUUCACAAAAAGAUGGUCCAACCUUAGGAGCAGGUAACUCAGGCAGGUCUAUGGUUAAACAAGAUGGAGGAAACAACUGUUCUCACUGCCCACAAGAACAGUGGUUUCAGCUACCAGUUCGCAGCGCCUGAAAGCAACAGGGGAAGAAAGGACUGUGUUGGUCCCUGUGGCUGCGCAGAUACCUACCUCACAGAGUUGUUACACAGGAUUGACGGCUUGGUUCAAACUUUGUGAUUUAAGAAUUUGUCAAACACUUAUUCUUUUGAAU
This is a messenger RNA of Molossus molossus (Pallas's mastiff bat), 3616 nucleotides long. RefSeq names its product ring finger protein 170 (gene RNF170). Gene Ontology annotation, molecular function: ubiquitin protein ligase activity. The transcript is spliced from 8 exons. The coding region runs from base 551 to 1075 and encodes 174 amino acids. The record is from RefSeq and is a predicted model, not a curated record. NCBI's taxonomy places the organism in Eukaryota, Metazoa, Chordata, Mammalia, Chiroptera, Molossidae.